Molecule: messenger RNA, 6131 nt
Organism: Helicoverpa armigera (cotton bollworm)
Lineage: Eukaryota; Metazoa; Arthropoda; Insecta; Lepidoptera; Noctuidae
Product: deubiquitinase DESI2
Exons: 9
Coding region: 259-984 (241 amino acids)
Biological process (GO): protein deubiquitination
Molecular function (GO): deubiquitinase activity
Source: RefSeq, a predicted model, not a curated record
UUCACUCUAUGUCCCAAAAUAAAUGUCAAAUUUGUCAAAAGUAAGCAAAGCACAUUGGGGUUAUUGUUCGUUUUUUUAACCAAUUUUAGCGUUUAACUCGUAUCUUUUCACGUAAUUAAGAUAUUUAGUUGAAGUGUUCUAUUGUGCAAUUUGAACAAUGGAGGUUUUCAUUUGAUUUGGUGUCUUAAUUCUAUGGAAUACGUUUGCAUACCACAGAAGCCAAAUAACAGUAUCCACAGUUGAGAAGUAUGUGUAGAGAUGAAGAGAUGUGACGCGUGCCGUGUCCGUUCAGAACGGAGGACGGAGGAGAGAGCGGACACCAGUGGAGACAGGGACCCGCUCAUUGACACAACAACUGUCUCUCCGGAGGACAAUUACGAUAACCAAAAUUUAUCGUGCGGCAUCUGCGCAAUGUUUCCGUCGUGCAUGUCGCUGCUCUCGCGGCGGGGGGAGCAGCGGGCGCCCCGGCCUGGCCAGGCGGCGGUCGUGCUCAACGUCUACGACAUGUACUGGACGAACUGGUACACGGCAGGUGCAGGGGUCGGGGUGUUCCACAGCGGGGUUCAAGUCCACGGCUCAGAAUGGGCAUACGGCGGUCAUCCGUAUGCCUUCACCGGUGUCUUCGAGAUCACGCCCCGAGACGAACGGGAGUUAGGCGAACAGUUCCGAUUCAGACAAAGUGUGCACAUAGGUUAUACGGACUUCAGCGAAGAGGAAGUCAGACGGUUGGUAGCAGAAUUAGGCAAGCAGUUCCGCGGUGACAGGUAUCACCUAAUGAAUAACAACUGCAAUCAUUUUACGUCGGCGUUUUGUUUGGCGCUAUGCGACCACGACAUCCCGGCGUGGGUGAACCGGCUCGCGUACGUGAGCUCGUGCGUGCCCUUUCUGCAGCGGUGUCUGCCCAAAGAGUGGCUGACCCCGGCGGCGCUGCAGCAGUCGCUGGCGGCGCACUCGCGCUCCUCCUCGCCGCAGACGCCGCAAUAGCUAAAAUAUGUACUGCACUGUUGCAGUUAAGCAGUCAGAAGUGUUGUGCGAACUAAUACAUACUAGAGUUAAAGUUAGCUAGUACUUGGUUUGGCGCAUUGUCGAUAAAUACUAGAGAGGCGGGCCGCGCCACGUUCAACAAUGUUUUAGUCGAUUUUGUCUAUGAAUCCAAAAAUCGACUAAUCGUACAAACUAAAUUGUUUAAAAACGACUUCGACGCGGCUCUGGCCUUUAUAUUAUAUUAAUCUAAUCAUAGUUCUCUUGUAACGUUAGUAAAAACCGAGAUAAUGAGUCAAAAAGAUGUCAAUGACUCACUCAGUUUUUAUUAACAUUUGCGGUAGUGUUGUCCCCGUUUUAAGAGUUCCUAUUUUGAAAUGGGACCUUAUUUAAAUUUAAACUUUGACUUCUGAAGGAAUUGAGCAUUUACAUAAUUUUGUUUUAAGUAAUUAUGUGAAUGAUAAUAUAUUUCUUCAAUGCUAAGUAUCUCUAAAUUGAUUCUAUUUCUUUUUUGUAUAUUAGGACAAAAGACAAAAGAUUUUUAAUACUUGAUGUGUUUAGUUAAGGUUUAUAUUAGCCAACAUUUUAUUUAUAAAUAAAUUUAGAUUUUCAUGAUCAUCACGUAAAUUAUAUUCAUUUCAUUUUAAUAUAAUCAUUUUCAGGCAUUUACAUAUUUACGGGAUAAAAAUAGGAAUAUGGGUUUUCUUAUUUUGUCGUUGGUAAUGUAAAGAUGGCGGAUGUGUGAGUAUGUGUGUGUGUGUGUUUGUGUGUUGACAUAAAUAUACGUAGAUCAUUGUAGUCCGUCCGUCAGCUAAUUAAAACAGGCGUGAUUCUUAAAAAUUAAUACUAAGUGCGUUUUCUAUCGUUAUUUAUACUUUUUUUUAAGUCGCGUUUUGCAAAGGGCGGGAAAAAAAAAUAUUUCAAUUAUAACCGAGACCCAAGUUUAAACGAAGAUAUAAUUUAGUUACACAGUUAAUAUUAAUCCAAGAAAGAAAUGCUAAUUUGGUAUUUGACAGUUUAUCAAUAUUUUAAUAUUAUGUUUUUCAACAAAUAAUAUUUAAGGAGACAGCAUUUAUUCCCAAAAUAUUCGCCAAAGAAAAAAAUAUCACACCGCCGUUUGUGGGACGCGAAAAAAUUACUAAAUUAAAAACUAUAAGUACCUAUAUCUUGUUACUGUUUUUAAAGAAAAUCGUUUGGGAAUUUAGUGUAAUCAUGAAAAAUAAUUUAAUUAUUAAAUGUAUAGGUAUAAAUGUGUCGAGUUGUUCCAUAUGUCACGUCAUAGACAAGUAGACGUCAUGUGGGGUGGGCCUUUCAACUCUACGUUUAUAUUUAACAUUUUGAAUUAUUAUCUUGCUUUUUUAAUUCAAUUUUGGGUCCGUAUUACAGGUAAGAAAUCGGUCACAUAAAGACUUUUUUUAAUCGAUAAAAUAAUUUAAAUAUAAUUUGAACUUAAGAGGUUAUUUAAUUAGAUUAAAACAAUGAAAUAUUGAAUUACUUUUCUUCUAUAUUAAGCCAUUUGGUUUCUCAAUAACAGAAAUUAUAGAUAUGGUCAUACAAAGUCAUGUAAUACGGACCACAGAUAACUAUAAAAAUUUCAAUUAACUUAUUAUAGGUCGCUGGUUUUACUUAUAAAAUAUAACUACAGUUUUACAGGUCGAAUAAUUAACUCAUUUUAUUACUUUUUAUUAAAUAGAUAACUCAGUUCAUUCAUUAAUAUUACUAAUUAUUCUUAAUUUGCAAAGCCGUGACGUGUCAGGAUAUAAUCAAAGUGCACUUAGAUAUCGUGCAUUUACUGGUUUAAUUAGACUUAAAGGAUUUAAUGUGUUAAUUGUAAGAAUUCCUCUAUACAGGAUCGCACUCAAGGGUGUUGCCAGACGAUAAAUACAUUCAUUCGUCUUUUAACGAAGGAGGAUUUAUUUUAAUGACGUAAUUUUUAAGAAUACGAAAAAUAUCUAGAUUCUUUGGCUGUGGUUUUCUAAAGUAAAUAUGUUUAAACGUAAAUUCAGUAUAGUUAUCGGCACGAAUCUUGAGCUCUGACCUACAUCUGCGCAGAAGUGGUUUAUUAGCAAAGAACCAAUCCCGAGUGACGGCUAUGACGCGAUGCACUGCGGGCCAAUCACCGCUUUAGCCCGCCCCCGCGCCUCACUUCAUACCACAAAAGGGACCCAAUAAAUUACUUCUGCGCAGAUGAAGGUCAGAGCUCAAGAUUCUUGCCGAUAACUAUAAUUUAGUUUGAAAUGUGUUGUAUAUGCUCGUUUGGUUUCACCCUUAUUGAAAUACGCUUUAUAUGACAACGAUCCACAGAUCGUAAUCCUAACUAAUAUUAUAAACUGCGAAAUUGUCGUUUCUAUGGCAACGGUUACACGAUCAAUUUGGUGUCAGUUUAGUCUGACCUUGAUCAUUGGAUUAUAUUAUGGACUACCUUCUGCCAGCGGUUUCACCAGCAUCCCGUGGGAUCUACUUCCCGUACCGGGAUAAAAAGUAGCCUAUAGCCUUCCUCGAUAAAUGGACUAUCUAACACUGAAUAAAAUUUUUCAAAUCGGACCAGUAGUUCCUGAGAUUCACGUGUUCAAACAAACAAACAAACAAACUCUUCAGCUUUAUAAUAUUAGUAUAGAUUUAAGGAAAAAAAUCUAUACUUUGUCUCAGGCUCGGUCUGCUAUCGAGGACGCUUUUACGAAAUUAAGGUGAAUGCUUCAUGUUCAACUUGUAGUGGGAACUGGGGUCGAUAAACAUACUAGUCAAAGAAUUCACCUUUAGUUCAGUCUAUCAAAUAAUAAUUAUUAUAAUCAGCCGUAUCAAGGCCUCACACUGAACUGAUAUUAGAAUGAACGUGUAAACUCCGCCUUACGAAGCAACGGCAUAACGGAGUUAGAUGAAAUAGGACCUAAUUAACCAUAGCUAUACGAAUGAUUAACUAAUCCUUUGUAGAACAGUUCAAAUUACCAUUAUAAAUUAUUUUAAAAUGGCAUUUUCCCUUGGUUGCAUAGUCUAUUUAUUGCAUUUUAAAUGAAAACCACCUUCCUUGGUAUUUAUUAGUGUUGCUGUCAUCUUUAAAAACGUUAGAGAACUAGAAGAAGAUAGCAACAUCGAUGGUUUCAUUUACUUUAUCGACAUUAGAGAUUGUGCUUACUCUUAGAAAAAUGUCGAUAUUUUAGAUUUCAAAACUUAAGUGUCAUUUUUAUGGAUUACUGUUCCUUUUUUUGAUAAAAUGAUUAAUGAAUAAUAGAUUUUUAAAUUAUUUUCUGUAUAACCCAAAACUAGACACCAUUUUAUCUGAAAGGCGAAAGAUUAGGAGUAUUUAUGUAUUACCCGAUAACUAAAAUUAAGCAUAGUAUGAUCCUGAUAAUUUCACAAAAGUGCCAUUGAUAUGAUAAUGGGAAUUAAUUAAAUUAAUUUACUAACUAUAAAUUAUUUUUUCGCUGCCAUUUUUAGUUUUGAAAGGAUCUUAGAAAUAGACAAGGUUUCUUAGUAAAAUAGGGUUAUUGGCUUGAAAUAUUCAAUAUGAGCGAAACAUGAUUAUUAUGAUGUUAACCGAAAUUUUUCAAACUGUGUACUUGACAAUGCGCCAACGAAUAACGUAUUUCAAAUGGAAACACUUGUGUACGAUAUAUAGAUUUUUUCUCUGGAGAUAUUUGGUAUAAAGAAAAAUUAUUAUUAUUCUUUUACAAUCAUGAUAUUGUUGCAAAGUUAUUUUUUUUUACGGUUACACUAGCAGGCCGUGACGGAAUGUGGCAUGGCGGUAAUUAAAACCAUGCUUUUUCAUUUUUUUUCGUAUUUGAAGUUAUCGUACUACGUGUCGUCUGGUUGAAAUACGUGUGUAUCGUGUGUAAGUAUCGGACUACACAAUAAUGUGCCACUUCUCACCUCAGUGUUUCAAAUUAUGACGUUUUUACAAGUUACGACUAGUUAGGGUAUAAUAUGUGAAGUCGCGGGAACGCCCUGUCUACUAACAAGCUUAUCUAGAGUUUUUACGAAUAGCUUGCUAUGUCUAUAAGUUAUUUAAACAUUUUAAAUAGUUUACUCGCUUUUUUGUACCAUCUCUAAAGCAAAUUAUUGAUUUAAUUUGCGAAUAUGUGUCUACUAAUAAUAUUAUAUAAAAUACUUCUUCUUUCUUCUCUUUGAACUUUUACCUAGUUUUUAUAACAAGAUAUUUUUUAAGUUUACAAGCAGUUCCUAUAGCUCAUGACAUUGUCUAUAUAUUUUAUAACACCGUAUGUAGGUCAGAGCGUUUCCCCGACUAAAAAUACUGUAGGUUCGGAUCUAUAAAUAUAAUAUGCAAAUAAAAGAGUUAAACUGUUGAAUAACACUAUAAAAUAUUACUGUUUAAGGUAGAUCUUUAUGUAUGGUGAACAAGUAUGGUAUGUCAACAUUUUCUUUUUUGUAAGGUGAAUUUUAAUUGCGUGAGAAAACUGUAAAAUGGACUAAACGCACCUUUAUUUUCUUUUUCUGUAAAAAGUGCGGUAUAAAUGAAAAUAACUGAACUGAAUUCAUGGAUUUUUGCUUUCAUUAGAACAUUCCUCUCUGUCUACUGUCUCCAAUUGUUCUCUGAAAAUGACUCAAUAUAUAAACUUGGUAAAUAACGUAUUUAUGCCCGAUUAUUGAACAGUUUGUGUCACAUUUUCAACUCAAUACAUACAUACGUGAGCUUGUUAGUUAUUUACCAAAGUUUAUUCUAGUUAUACUUAAUUAGUGUUUGCAUUUAUUUGACUUUGUGUUGUGCAUGUGUGUAUAUUAUUUGUACCUAAUCUUAGGCCAUAUUUUUAGCUUAUUAUUAUACUAUUUUAUGUAACGCGUUUAUUCCUCGAAAAGGUAUACUUUUGAAAUGUUUGUACAAUUUAUUUCUAGUUAUGAAACUAUGUAGUUGCGAGUUGAAUUUCAAUUUGAUGUUAGUCUUGAGUGUGGGAUAAAGUCUCUAUUUUUAUUAUGAUGUGGUAACUGAGGAUGUAACGAACUAAUCUAGAUGUUAAAUAACAUAACACUGUUACAUACAAGUAAAUCAAUGUAUAUUCUAUUCGGUGUAUCGGAAACGUUGUGGAUAUUUUCCGAUCACUUAAUGGCGAUAUUUAACGGUUUUUCACAAUAUUGUCAGAUUCAAGUUUGGCAAUAGUAUAAUUUUUGAAUGAAUAAACUGUGUAAAAAGUUUGCAA